Molecule: messenger RNA, 828 nt
Organism: Daphnia magna
Lineage: Eukaryota; Metazoa; Arthropoda; Branchiopoda; Diplostraca; Daphniidae
Exons: 4
Coding region: 79-594 (171 amino acids)
Source: RefSeq, a predicted model, not a curated record
CAGUACGGCCCAGUUUCCUGUCUCCUCUUCGUUAAAUCCAGCUGGAUCAGUGGCAUCACAACACGGGUUGAGGUGAGCAUGCUCAGCCAGCCUGCUCAAACGUCAAUGCGCUGCCACCCUGCGCAUAUUUUGUUCCCAAUUCCGAGCGUUCCUGCGGCAGAAGAUCGCAACUCACUCAAAACAAAAGCUGGUGUUCAAUACUGGUUUACUGGUUUAGAAGCUUUUACAUUUUUUAAAGUUGUGGACAAUAUGGAAGCAGAGAGCUCAGAGAUGGGACAGGUAGACACUGAAGAGGUAGACUUAGGUAGUCAAGAAGCAGUAAUCGAUUUGAUUGCUAAGAAGAACCCAAAUUACAAAGGGAAUGCGAAGCAAGUUCCAAUAGAUCUGCCAUCAUCCUGUCAAGAGAUCUUGCAAUCAGGCUUUCAGAAUAUAGUCGUGGAAGAAUUGGAAACCCCAAUCGUUGACCUAAAUGAACUGGUUCAGGCUGCCAGCAACUUACAUGUACAUCACCAUCAAAUUUUGGUGAACGUGAGGUUUAUUAAAAGAACAAAAUUUAAAGUUGUAAUUAUUUCCAUCUCAAUUUCCUCGAUAUAGUCAAUUCCAUUUCAACCGCCAUCUGCAGAAAAACCCUGACAAUCCUUCUUAAAAGGAAAGGAAAUUUUUGUAUUCAUAUUCUUAGCUUGUUAAGAAUGUGUCAACAUUAAUGCAUUACAACAGGCAUCCAACCAAGGAUUCAAGACGUCGAGUGUCAUGAUUUCGAAUGAGAUAGGCCUACGUGUUGAUACUCCAAUCAGCGACAACGAUGUGCCACAAACCUCUACACCGUUG